AUGCUUCUUCGUUCAUUCUUCACUAUACUCUUCUUUACAAUUUCUCUAGAAGGAUGCAUGGAAGAGCCAGUCACAGAUGAACCGCCCGUGACAAAUGAACCGCCCGUGACAAUGGGAAGAAAGGAGAUGAUCACAUAUCAAUUCGGACCUGACGGGUGUAUGCAGACUGUCUUUUGGUACAAAAGAUUGGAUGAGAGAUGCGCGAGUAUCUCUCUGUCCGCAACCGGUGCUUCGUGCACCUCUACUAUUGCAAGCGUCGAGGAUGCAUCACAAGUUUCGGCGGUGCUCAAUUGUCAGAGUGAUGGGACAUAUUCUUGUGGUUCCUUGACAGGCAUCACCGCAAUUACUCCCGUACUGGUGGAUUGCGUUAAAAAAUGCAAGACUUGUAACUUUGACUCAAUUGCCCCAUUAUCUAUACCUCCAAACAGAAAUUAUGCUGUAGAAAGGAUGGAAGAUGGAAUGUGCAAUUCGUACUUUUCACAGUGUAAACUUGAUGACGCCACACAGAGUUGCGCUACAAUUCAAAUAUUGGGAGAAACGGCAUCACCAGGAAAUACAGUGCUAGGACAGACGACGAACUCAAAUUCUGCAGAAGGAUGCGUAAGAAUGAUUCCUCCGGAAGAAGUAUCAAUUUCAUCUACCCCUGCUGCUACCUUACCAACUUAUGAGCCUUCUUCUCCUCCUCCAGAAGGUUCCACAGAAGCAACAACAGUACAAACAGAAGCGCCAGCCACAAAUGAACCGCCCGUGACAUUGGAACCGCCCGUGACAAUGGCACCACCUGUGACAGAGGCACCUGUGACAGAGACGCCUACUGAAUCUUGCACCACUUGUAACUUUGCUGAAAUAAAAGUGACGCCUCCAGAGCGCGAUGUUGGAGACCCGAACAAGAGGGUAACUGACGGAUGUAAGCAGGUUACUGUCACGUGUAGAAGAACGGAUGACGCCAGAUGCGCGGAUAUCUCUAUAUCUGCAACCGGUGCUUCGGGCACCUUCUCUAUCGGAAACGCCGAGGAAGCUGCUGAGGCGACGCUAAUUUGUCAAAGUGAUGGGACAUAUUCUAGUGUUUUCGUGGAUGGCAUCACCGAGUUAUUUUGCACCUUGACGAAUUGCGUUAGACCUUGCGCUACUUGCAGUGACAUUGCUGAAAUUGUGACAGCCCCACCAGCGGCCAGCGCGAUUUUCGAGACUCGAGAAGAAGUGGGACCUGACGGAUGUAAGAAGGCGACUGUAACGUGUAGAAGAACAAAUGGCAGGAACUGCGCGGAAUACGAUGAAAACUUUACACUGCCCGAUUAUUUUCCCGAUGAUGAGGAGAUGUUUCGAUGGUUUUAUUUAAUAGAGCGCAUCGCUCAAGUUCUGGAACAGAUCAACAAUAUUCUAUCAAUUAUUUGCUUGGUGAUAAAUCUUGCUCAUUUUCUGGUAAUGAUCCAGAAAAAAAUGCGAACAUCUUCUAUAAAUAUUCUGACAAUUGGAAUCUCUUUCUGUGAUAUUGUAGUUAUUGGGAGCACUGUAAUCACUAUAAUCUAUUACAAGCUGUCUGCUGAUAUCUGCUGGCCCCAAUUCACCUAUCUCAGCCGUGUUAUUUUGAUCAUAGCAGAGUUUUCAAAAGAUGUCUUGCUCCGUGCCUCCCCAUGGCUUGGUUUGGCUAUGGCAUUUAUCCGAGCGCUAUUUCUACUAUUCCCAUUGAGCAGACGGAUAAAAACUCUAUCCGAAAAACGUCUGGCUAUUCCCAUUAUUUUAAUUGUCUUGACUUUAAGCUUCUUUAUAAGUGCGUUGUUUCUCUCCAGAUACUCAAUUUUUUACUACGGUACCUGGGAGCCUUUGGAGACCUGCGGCUACCCUCCAGGCUAUACUCAACCGAUGUACACAAUUGAAGUUGGGCGAAAAAUCAUAUUAUCUUAUAAAUUAGCCACAGAAAUUUAUGCAGCAGUGAAUGGAGCUGCUAGCGUCAUCCCAGCAGUCACAUACACCUUGAUAGCCGUGGUUCUCGUGGUGCAGCUGGUGAAAAUGAAAAAGGGGCGGAGCAAACUUUUUAGCACUCGAGCAUCGGAUGCAUCGGAGAAGGAUCACACUACAACACUUGUCAUUUUAAUGACAAUCACAUUUUUUAUUUCUCAACUCCCGAUUGGUCUAUUCAUGUGGCUCCGAUUAAUCUACCCAUUUCAUUAUGUAAUUCAGAUAGCGUUGAAUCAUGCAACCAAAUUUACAUCCAUCCUUUUCACUAUCAAUGCCACCUGCCAUUGUUUUAUAUUCGCCACGUUGAGCAGUCAGUAUCGGGAAGUUGUCAGAGAAGUGUUCUGUUGCAGGAAGGGAAAAAUCUGGCCUCAAUUCACCUAUCUCAGCCGAGUUGUUUUAAUCACAGCGGAGUUUUCAAAGGAUUCUUUGCUCCGUGUCUCCCCAUGGCUUGGUUUGGCUAUGGCACUUAUCCGAGCCGCAGUUCUAUUAUUCCCAUGGAGGAAAUGGAUAAAAACUCUGUCCGAAAAACGUCUGGCUAUCCCGAUAAUUGUUGUUUUCUUUUCUUUAAGCUCCUUCAUAAGUGCACUGGUCUUCUCCAGGUACUCAAUUUUUCGCUUCGGUACCUGGCAGCCUCCUGAGAUCUGUGGCUACCCUCCAGACUAUACCCAACCGAUGUUUACUAUAGAAGUCGGGCGGAAAGUCAUAUUAUCUUAUAAAAUAACCAUGGAUAUUUAUGCAGCAGUGAAUGGUGCUGCUAGUAUCAUCCCAGCAGUCACAUACCCUUUGAUAGCCGCGGUUCUCGUGGUGCAGUUGCUGAAAAUGAAAAAGGGGCGGAGCAAACUUUUUAGCACUCGCGAUACAGCAGAGAAGGAUCACACUACAACACUUGUCAUUUUAAUGACAAUCACAUUUUUUAUUUCUCAACUCCCGGUUGGUCUAUUUAUGUGGCUCCGAUUGAUCUAUCCAUUUCAUUAUGUACUUCAUAUGGCGUUGGAUCAUGGAACCAAGUUUACCUCUAUCCUUUUCACUAUCAAUGCCACCUUCCAUUGUUUUAUAUUUGCCACGUUGAGCAGUCAGUAUCGGGAAGUUGUCAGAGAAGUGUUCUGUUGCAGAAAGACGAAAAAUGUCAGUGGAUCGUAG
Caenorhabditis remanei is the source of this 3099-nucleotide messenger RNA. RefSeq lists its product as uncharacterized. Gene Ontology annotation, molecular function: G protein-coupled peptide receptor activity. Gene Ontology annotation, cellular component: membrane. Bases 1 to 3099 code for a protein of 1032 amino acids. The transcript is spliced from 13 exons. The record is from RefSeq and is a predicted model, not a curated record. NCBI's taxonomy places the organism in Eukaryota, Metazoa, Nematoda, Chromadorea, Rhabditida, Rhabditidae.